UUGUGGGAUGAAAUUUGUAAUUUAAUAAUUCGUCCACAAAGAUGUAUAUAUGAACCAUCGAUUGCUCUUGGUCCUAAAUUAUUUACUCUCGACAAUCGUAUAUUUGAAAGAAAGGAUUUUACAUUGACAAAUUCUAGAGGAAAGACAAUAGAAUGCUCUCAUUAUCAACCAAUAGAAUCACAAAGAACUAAAGAACGAUUACCAUGUGUUAUUUAUUGUCAUGGUAACUGUGGAUCUAGAUGUGAUGCUCUUGAUGCUGUCAGUAUUUUACUGCCAUACAAUAUUACAGUAUUUGCUUUUGAUUUUACUGGAUCUGGACUUUCUGAAGGUGACUAUGUGUCACUGGGUUUUUAUGAAAAGCAAGAUGUUGGAACAGUGGUGGAAUAUCUUUGGUCAACAAAGAGAGUAAGCAGAAUUGGAUUGUGGGGAAGAUCUAUGGGAGCAGCAACAAGUAUCAUGUAUGCAUCUACUGAUCAAAGUAUUGCUGGUAUUGUUGUUGACAGUCCAUUCACAUCUUUGGAAGAUUUGUCAAUGGAACUUGUUCACUCAUACCAAUCUUGGAUACCAAAGAAAAUGAUUAAAAUGGGAAUUAAUUUAAUAAGAAAGUCAAUUAUAGGAAAAGCAGGAUUUGACAUUAGAGCUUGUGGUCCAUUGGAGUGUGCAGGUUCAUGUUUUGUUCCAGGUUUAUUUGCUCAUGCUGAGAAUGAUGAUUUUAUCAAAAUUCAUCACUCUGAAAAGCUCUAUGAAACCUAUGCUGGAGACAAGAAUAUGAUUAGAUUCGAGGGUGAUCACAAUAGUGCAAGACCAGAUUUCAUGUAUGAUUCAGUCUGUAUAUUUUUCUACAAUGUCCUAGUU
Naegleria gruberi is the source of this 855-nucleotide messenger RNA. RefSeq lists its product as uncharacterized. NCBI's taxonomy places the organism in Eukaryota, Heterolobosea, Eutetramitea, Acrasida, Naegleriidae. The record is from RefSeq and is a predicted model, not a curated record. The transcript is spliced from 2 exons. The annotation marks the transcript as partial.